AACAAAAGGUUUUUUUAUAUGUAACAUAAUUAUAUCAAUAAAGUACUAACCAAAGCUAAUGGCAAAGGUUGCAUAAAACGUGUUAUUAUUUAAAUCAGAAAAGAAAAUGGUGCUAAUUUAAAAAUAACUAAUUAAUUAAAUAUUAAUAUUCAACAUUAAUUGUAAUCCUAUUUGUUUAUAAUAAAUUAAUUUACUUUUUUUAUUUUAUAUUACAAAAACUGUUUAACAAUAAUUAGAUAACAAGAAGGUACUGAAACUAUAAAGAAACAAACAAAUAAUAAACUUAAACUAAAUAAUAUAUCAAUUAUUGCAAUAAUAGUAUACUUAAAUUGCAUGGCUACAACAAACUAAGUAUCUUCACUAUGCCAUUCUCUCAUAGAAAAACUAUCUACUUAAGCAUAAUGCAUUUUAGACAACGAUGCAGAGACAGAAUCUUUAAACUUGUUCACAUUUACUAGAAUAAUUUAUGAAGAUUAAAAUGUGUAAAGCGAAAAUUUAAAUCGAAUAUUCAAAAUUCACUCGAAACUAAACAAAAUGAAAUACUAGGAAAACUAUUUUGCGUGGUAUAGAAACAGAAAUAUUCCAUCCAUAUAAAUAAAAAAAGAUGAAGACUAAAAAAGUUAAGUAAAAUUUAACAGAAAAACUACUAAUUCAAAGAAAGAUACAUACACAUUUUAUAUAAAUGCAUGUUAUAUAGAGAAAAGCAAAUUUGCUAUCACUUGUCUAAAAGGUGAAAAUUGCUUGCAGGAUCAAAAUUAGUGCUCUUUUUAGUCUUUGAAGUUUGUAAAGACCUCAUAUAUUUUGAAUGGUUCCUGCGUCAGACUAUUCAUUAUUAUAUUAGACUCAAACAAAACGAUUAUAGAAAGUUAUAUAUCUAGCAAAAUUCACAUAUCAUCAUGGAAGAAUUAUUUAAAAGAUAAGCCAUCAAAGUCUUCAAUUUUUUCGCCUUUUAUGCCAGCUGUACUUAACCGCACUAAUAUAAUAUAAUAAAAAAGUAAAAUCUCUUAAGUCGCUACUCUUAAUAAUAAAGAAGCUGGAUAAAUUCCUAUUUAUGAUAAUAUAUAAGGACUUUCAGAUUAUUUUAAAGGAUCGACGAUUAAAUAAAAAAUUUGUCAUCCCCUUUUUAUAGCUAUAAAAUUUGCAAAAACAAUAAAACUCUACUUUUAAAGCGAUUUGCAGCCCACAAUCAAAGAAGAAGAGGACAGAUUAAAAUAUUAAGUUGAGCUCUUCGUAAACAUUCACAAGUACUUCAUAGAGUCAAUAAGCAGCAAAUAAAAUAUAAAAAAAAAAAUUGCUUUAAAAAUUAAGCAUUCGUAAAAUAAAGGGAUGGAUGAAAAAGUGAAAGGAUUUCUACAAUCAAUAUAUAGUGAAAUGGUUCAAUUUAUUGAUAAUGAUACAAAUAUUUUAGAUGAUUUUAUCUUAUACAACCCAGAUAAUUUAAUAAAUAUGCAAUUAGCUUACAAGUUAGCCUAUCCACAAUUAGAAAUGAUGCUUAUAAAUUAGCAGAGCACUAAUUUAAUUUAAAAGUAAUUAAGAUAUUAUAAUUAGGAUAUAAUUUCUGAAAAAGAUUUAACUUCUGAUAAUUUGUACCAGAUCCCAAAAUUAGAAAUCACCUUAAAUAGAGAUUUCGUUAAAUCAGAUUAGAGGAUAUUUGUUAUUUGCUCAUAGAUAUGCGAAAGUUAACUUGAAAAAUAGCUAAUUAAUAACUAAAAAAUUACUAAAUCUAUUAAAAAUAGCCAAAAUAAGGAUCUAUUUGAUUUAAAUAUAUAAAAUAAAUCUAAUAGUCCUAGCAAAAGCCAAGAGAGCCAUUUAAGUCAUAAUAUUAACAUAUAAUAAGUCGAAAAUAUUUAAUAGUAGAUGGAUGAGCCAGUUUGCCAGUCCUAAUAAAAAUAUAAGUUUUUAUAAAAAGAAGAAAUAAAUCCAUCAUAUGAAAUUAACAAAAAAAUAGAAUUUGAUGAAAAAUGUUAAGACUAGAUAAUUGAAGAUAAAUUAAAUAAAAAACUUUGCAAAUAAGAUUUUGUAAAAUAAGAAAAUAAUUUAAAUGAAUAAGAUAAAGCUUAAAAUUUUAAUUUUGUAAAAAAAGAAGAAAAUAAUUAAAAUUAAUUUCUUGAAUUUAAAUAAAAAAAUCAUAAAAUUAGUAAAAAUAACUUUCACAAUCAUUAAUAUGGAAAUGAAAGUGAGUUACCUCCUAAGUUUUCUGAAAUUUACGUUAAGUAAAUAGAUGAAUAGUAUGAUUAAAAAUUCUUUGAGAGUAGUGAAUUAAAGAAGUCUCAUAAAAAAUCUAUUGAUAGUUCUUAUCUGAUUAAGAAAGACUAAAUUAAAGUUGAAAAAUACUAAGAAAGCUAAAAUUUAUAAAAUUUAAAAUAUGAAGCUUAAUAAAAUAUUUAAUUUAAAACUUUUGAAAGUGAUGAUUAAAAUGAUAACUAUUAUAGCUAUCCAGAGUAUAAAGAAUAAGAUUAAAUGAUACACUAAGCUAGUGAAUCGCCUUAAUAAAACUCUAUAAAUCCUUAAUAUUCUUAUCCAAAUUCUUCAAAUACUUUUCCAUAUUAUUAGCCAAUUUAAUAUCAGUCUAAUAUGCACAUGGUAAUGCCAAAUCCAUAGUAUCAAUAUGUAUAAUAUCUACCUCCACAACCUAUAGGCCUUUAACCUAUGUAUUUUUAAUCAAUUCAACCUAAUUUUUAACACCCUCCAAUAAAUAAUAUAAAAUACUAAAGGCAAUGA
Tetrahymena thermophila SB210 is the source of this 2721-nucleotide messenger RNA. RefSeq lists its product as hypothetical. Lineage: Eukaryota; Ciliophora; Oligohymenophorea; Hymenostomatida; Tetrahymenidae. The record is from RefSeq and is a predicted model, not a curated record. The transcript has 6 exons.